CGCGUAGGUGGUACGUCCCGCGGUGCCAGGGUCCAAAGUGUCGUCUGAAACAAGAUGGACGCCAGCCUGGACAACUUCGUCAGGGAGAAAGUGCGCCUCAAGGAGUAUGGCGAAACUUUGGAGAAGUUGGCGGCCGAUUGUGAGACAAACUACGUCCAGGCCCGGACUCCCCAUGCCCGCGCCCAGGCGUUUGACUCGUCACGACAGUCGGCGGCCCGGGCCCUGACGGACGUGGCCUACCGAAUCAACCUGCUGGCUCAAACACUCGUCAACGUGCUGGACAACCAGAACGACACCGUCAAGAAGCUGGGCGCUGACAUAGGACAGUUAGAUGCGCAAGCUGACAUCAGACUAGAGACCGCAGCCAAACAACGCGUCUUCGCCAUGACCGCAAAGAAACCACCCACGGAAGAGCGACCAAAAGUGGACGGCCCCAAAUACGUCAGACGAACCAAGGUGGAGAUGAAGAAAUUCCCUAAAGUCAACUACAACUCCCUGGACAGGUUAGGACACGGCUUGAUUCUGACCCCCUCAACGUCAGUAGGCCGCCUGUCUGGAGUGGUAGACUUGGAUAAAUUCCGAGCUAAACAAGCGGAAGAGUUGAACCUCCCACCUGACAUUAACGACGAGGACGCGCAGACCGACCAGGUCGUGGAGGACAUGUACUCCAAGCUCAGGAAGGGACGAAGCCCUUCCAAGGGAAAAGUCGACGACGACGAAAACGUGUACGAAAGAGUAGACGACGGCGGGCGGACUUUCGGAGCUCGGACGUUAGAGAGAAUAUCCUCAAAUUCCACAUUCGGUCGUGCCGCAUCCCCAUCCACAAGUGCAAAGUACAAGACCUUGCCGUCAGGGGGAAAGAGCUCGCCAAAACUCGCCUUAAAUCGCAACAGUUCUCUUCUGACUCGUCCCAAGCACGCCCCGCCCCCUCCUCCAGCGAAACCCAAGCUCCCUCCGGCUAAUGGUACAGCCUCCUCCGCAGCAUCCACGACAACGACCAAUCAGAACGCUUCUCCGAUCCCCCCUCCAUCACAGGUGUCAGCCAAUCAGAAAGCUUCUCCGAUUCCUCCUCCGUCACAGGUGUCAACCAAUCAGAAGGCCGACGCAGUGGCCCCGCUCGCUUCUCCCGAAGAUGACGAGCCCGAAAGUACCAGUAGUUUCCUGGCAGCGAUCAAAGCCGCCAAACUGAAAAGUCAUGGCGGGACCGGCGAUAAAAACGGGGCCCCCAAAAAGGAAGGUGUUCGGGUCAGCGUCAAUGACUACCUUCCACCGCCGCCGCCAUAGCGCCAACCGGUUACUCACUUUUCAGGGGGUCAAAAACACUAUGUACCUUCUCAAUCACUGGAUGGAACAUCCCAAAAACCAUAUAUGCGUUCUCAUAGAUGGAAACUUUCUCACCUUGGACUUGUUCAUGAGAAAUCUGCGUAACCUCAAACAAUCAUGUUUGCUAUCGGAAAAAAUAUGAUUACAUGUAUUUUUCUCUGUUUUUAUAAUAACUCAAACUCCCAUUCAAGAAGUUACCUUAAACUUAAUUUCAAAACUUUUGAAUUAGAAAAUUACGUAAAUGUUUGUGUGUUUUAUGCUUGAAUGAGUUCCGAAGAUGUUUGCACACUUGUAAAUAUGAGUAAAUAAUUUCAAUCAUAUCCUUGUCAACCAACUUGAGAAAUCGGCAAUUUAGCGAAGAUGACCUUCUGUGUUAAGUAUGAUAAUUAACGCACAUAAUUUUUUGUCACAAAAGUACAAUGUGGUCUUUUGUUUGCAUUUGAUAGCUGGUUUAUUUGCUGGUCUUUGAGUGCCUCUUGAGUGUCAUUUGUGGCGUUAUCGACUCAUGAUUUGCAACAAGUAAGCUAAGUGUUGUAAAUGAGACUAUUGUAUAGUAUAUAUUAACUAUAUCUACCUACUACAAAUGUACUGAUUACAGAUACGAUUAUAAUUUGAUAACCUUUUUAUAUGAUGAGGUUGAACGUUGCUAUGAUAUAUUUAGCAGAACAAGAACGAUUUACUGAUUAUGAUUUAAGUACAUGUAACCAUGACUUCUCUUCUCCGACUGGUUCACGAAUUUCCAAAUUUUCCAGGGACGUAGAGUCGAUUCAUGUCUGGUUUAUAUUUCUUUUUUUUUUCUUUUAUACGUGUAUUUUGUUCAAACUAUUGUAUUGAAAAUUACGUUCUUCUACAUCGAUUUUAAAUUUCAAUACGUAAGUUUGCUCCCCCGAAGUUGAAAUAAACGAAUUA
Messenger RNA from Branchiostoma belcheri (Belcher's lancelet), 2232 nucleotides. RefSeq lists its product as uncharacterized. Bases 55 to 1284 code for a protein of 409 amino acids. NCBI's taxonomy places the organism in Eukaryota, Metazoa, Chordata, Leptocardii, Amphioxiformes, Branchiostomatidae. Gene Ontology annotation, molecular function: SH3 domain binding. The record is from RefSeq and is a predicted model, not a curated record. The transcript has 3 exons.